CCUAGGAUAACUUACUCAUAGAUCUAUCUGCCAGAAGACUGAGAGCGCUAGAUCCUAAAGCUGCUUUUGUAUAAAUGGCUGAUUUUGAGGCUAAUGGAGUUAUUGUCAGUGAUGAUGAGUUAAAACCAGAUGUACAUAGUGAUAGUGUGAAACCUGUUAAAGAAUUGGAUUCUUCAAAUAAUUCAACGACUGUGCAAAAGCUUAUAAUACCAGACAGAUAUACAUCGUCAGGGGCACUGAGAACUCAAGCAGAACGACGCACAGAACUUAUUGAGCAGUUCAAAAGCAAACCCUAUGUUUAUGAUGAACAUACAGAAGCACUGUUGAGCUUCUUGGCUCAACCCAACAUAGAUUCCAGGGACUUCCGGGCUAAAGUUUUCAGGAACCAGCUAAUGUUGUCAGAAAAUAUGGAUGAGGUCCCAUCCAGCUUUGCCAAGAACUGGAUUACUGUAGUCUGUCCUGUUGGUUCCAGGUGUUUGGUUGUCUCCAGUCGGGGCUACACCGGAGCUUACACAAAGUCAGGCUAUCACAUUAUCAGUCACCCAUCAAACCUUCCGUUUGGGAAUAAAAUGAUGCAAGGUGGUGGUGUCUGCUUACUAGACUGUAUCUACUGCAAUGACUCUGAGACAUACUUUGUUUUGGAUGUGAUGUGCUGGGAUGGUCAGCCCACUUAUAGUUGUGAUACUCAGACAAGGUUCAAACUCUUGCAAGAGAAACUUCGAGAGUUUGAUUUAAGCAGAGCAUCUCAUAUGAAUCCAUACCCCUUUGUAGCAGUGAAAGCAUUCACACCUACUAAAAGCAAUAUUUGUGGAACAGUAAUAGCCACCCCAUACCUAAUAGAUGGGUUGUUGUUCUUCUAUAAACAUGCAACAUAUCGUGCUGGCACUACUCCAUGUGCUUUAUGGCUGACCCUAGACAGGUUGCCUUCAAAGUUAAAAAUUGAAAUUCCCGAACUGGGCAUCGUAACUGCAGUCAGCUACAAGGAUCCUGUUAGCUUAGCUUUAGCCCAUGGUGUUAGUCCAGCCAUCAUCUCCCAGGUGUACCCAGGUAGCCGACACACCAGAAUCAUGCCAAGAUCUGCUGGAGUUCCCGCCAGAAAUUUCCAGAACUCUGGCCAGAAUAGGCGCCUACCUGAGAGAGUCCCCCCACCCUUCCCUCAUAGGUUUGACCAGGGGAUAAGAGGUUUUAACCAGCCUGGGCAGGUGUACAACUCAGUGCAAAGGUCAGACAGAGGGAAGAGAGAUAAAGGCCCUAAUCAGGCACAUCCAUUAGAGUUAACUGAGAUGAUGAGCCAACUGUACCUUCACCAUAAUCGUCAGCCACCUUACCCUAGACGUGAUCAGUAUGUACCUGCCUCUGGAAGUCCCUACUUUAGCUGUAACAAUAACAACAGCAACUCAUAUAACGGCAGUGAGUACUCAGGCAGGAGAGGACAGCUGACACUCAUCAGGAAGUCAAAACAGUUGAAAAAGAAAAAUAAACAUCCCCAGGAUAAAGUAGAGCCAAACUGGGAGGAUAUUCACUGCACCAUGAAAUCCCAGUGGAUGGAACAGAAACCAGAAAAUUUUGACACAGAUUAUCUCACUUGUAUCUGCCCUUUAGCCAAGAGAAGAAUUAUUGUAGCAGCAAAGGGUGCAACUUGUGUAUACAACAAACAUGGGAAAAUGCUGGAGACUUAUACAUCUUCAUUACCUAAUGGAUCUCCUAAUGCCUCCAAUGAAAAGGGUUUAGUAGUGCUGGAUAGCUUAUGGUGUGGUAUAGCCAAAAAGUUUUACAUUAUUGAUGUCAUGCACUGGCGCAAGCAGCCAUUUUAUGAUGCUGAGGCAGCUUUUCGCUUUUUUUGGUUACAAGAUAAGAUAACCAAUGUGACAUUAAAGUCAGGAAAAAGAGAGUGGCCUUUGGAGCUUUUACCCAAGUAUCCCAGUGACAAAGCAACCCUUUUGGAAGCCUUGAAUAAAGUUGACUUUAAGGUAGAUGGCCUGCUGUGUUUUGAAAAAUGUAGCAUCUAUUCAAAGCAUGUUGGUACCAAUGUCUUGUGGUUGAAGCUGGACAUGAUGGGGGAGAUCCUGGGCUAUCCACCCCCAGGUCACAUCAGUUUCAAGCCCAUCACUGACAAGGAGAGGAAACAGAGGGAUUAUUUUAUCAAUUUGAAGAGUGGGAAGGUGAAGGUUGAACUAACAGAUGGUGAGAGGGGUGAUGGGAUAGGAGAUGGAAGUUAAGG
Molecule: messenger RNA, 2221 nt
Organism: Physella acuta
Lineage: Eukaryota; Metazoa; Mollusca; Gastropoda; Physidae
Biological process (GO): snRNA import into nucleus
Cellular component (GO): nucleus; cytoplasm
Source: RefSeq, a predicted model, not a curated record